Cheilinus undulatus (humphead wrasse) is the source of this 5699-nucleotide messenger RNA. RefSeq names its product cerebral endothelial cell adhesion molecule (gene cercam). The coding region runs from base 257 to 2029 and encodes 590 amino acids. The record is from RefSeq and is a predicted model, not a curated record. Lineage: Eukaryota; Metazoa; Chordata; Actinopteri; Labriformes; Labridae. The transcript is spliced from 12 exons.
GGGAGCUAAAACCUGGCCAAAUCACGCCUGUGCUAAAUAUCUCUGGAUUUAGCCUCGUCAGACUUUCCGUGUGAAAUGGACUCAAAGCGGAAGUUGUUAUUCAACCAUUUGUCGUAACUUGGUUUGGAUUUCUUGUUGGAAAAAGCGAGCCGCUUGAACCAAAGUAGGGGGGUGAAGUUUUUGGGAAAGCCCUUUUUCUGGGACUGCUGACGCGUCCUGCGUGCCGAAGCACCGCGGACUUAUCCCAGCUUCCACCAUGUUUCUCUACUUUCUAGCUUUGUUAGCCUUUGUUUUACAGGCUGAAUGCUACUUCUCGGAGGAAAAGUAUCCAGAGGAAUCAAAAAUGCAGCCUCCGACCGUGGUUGUUGCGAUAAUAGCCCGGAACAGUGCUCACUCCCUGCCGUACUACCUCGGAGCUCUGGAGAGACUCAACUACCCCAAAGACCGCAUCUCUGUGUGGGCAGCCACAGAUCACAACAUAGACAACACCACCGCUAUACUGAAAGAAUGGCUCACUGUUAUGCAGAAGUUUUACCAUUAUGUCGAAUGGAGACCCAUGGACAAGCCCACGUCAUAUGCAGGGGAGUUUGGUCCCAAACACUGGCCCAACAGCAGAUAUGAGUAUGUCAUGAAGCUGAAACAGGCUGCCCUAAACUUUGCCAGAAAACGCUGGGCUGAUUACAUCUUGUACGCUGACACAGACAAUAUCCUCACCAACCCAGACACACUGAACCUGCUGAUAGCUGAGAACAAGUCUGUCAUCGCUCCUAUGCUCGACUCUCAGGGAGCAUACUCCAACUACUGGUGUGGUAUCACCCCUCAGGGGUAUUAUCGUCGCACAGCUGAGUAUUUCCCCACCCGACACCGCCACAGACUGGGCUGCUUCCCUAUGCCCAUGGUCCACUCCACCAUGCUGCUGGAUUUAAGGAAGGAAGACAUGAAGAAACUGGCUUUCUUCCCUCCUCACGAUGACUAUUCAUGGCCUUAUGAUGACAUCAUUGUGUUUGCAUUCUCCUGCCGUGCUGCACAGAUACAGAUGUACCUGUGUAACAAGGAGCGCUAUGGCUACCUAAACGUACCGGCCAAACCUCACCAGACGCUGGAGGAUGACAGCCUCAACUUUGUCCAUGUGCAUCUAGAGUCAUUAAUUGAUGGUCCUCGCAUGUAUCCCUCACGCUUCGUCCACAUGUCCCCCAAACAGAGAGACCUCAUGGGCUUUGAUGAGAUAUUCCUGAUUAAUCUGCGACGACGCCAGGACCGCAGAGAUCGCAUGCUGUACUCUCUGAAUGAGCUGGAGAUUGAUGUAAAGGUGGUGGAUGCUGUGGAUGGAAAUGCACUGAACAGCAGUGACAUCAAAAUCCUAGGUGUGGAUCUGCUGCCGGGCUACUAUGACCCGUUCUCUGGACGCACCCUUACCAAAGGAGAGGUGGGCUGCUUCCUCAGCCACUACUUCAUCUGGAAGGAGAUGGUGGACAUGCAGAUGGAUAAGGCGCUGGUUUUUGAAGACGAUGUUCGUUUCCAGGCCAACUUCAAACGACGGGUUCUCAGGCUGAUGGAAGAGGUAGAGCAGGUGGAGCUGGACUGGGACAUCAUAUACUUGGGCAGGAAGCAGGUAAAUCCUGGAAAGGAGGAACCUGUGGAAAACGUUCGUAAUUUGGUUGUGGCUGACUACUCGUACUGGACGCUAUCGUAUGCCAUCUCACUGCAGGGAGCCCAAAAACUGCUCAAUGCUGAGCCACUGUCCAAGAUGAUGCCCGUUGAUGAAUUCCUCCCCAUCAUGUACGACAAACAUCCAAAUGCAGACUACAAGUCCCAUUUCCCCAACAGAAACUUACAAGCCUUCAGCACACACCCCCUUCUGGUUCAGCCGUGUCACUACGCAGGUGAUCCUGAAUGGGUGAGCGACACAGAGACGUCAACUCUGUGGGACGAUGACAACGUACGCACUGAUUGGAGGGGUUCCCACAAAACCCUGAAAGGGGCUGCGCCACCAGAGAUGCUGUCAGCUGCCUACAGGGAUGAACUUUAGUACGAGCAGACGGAGAUGGCUGCAAGUCAGAGAUCAGGGGGUCAGACAGCGAGAUGCUGAGAAGAGAUAGUUCUUACAGAUUUUCUUUCAGUCCACACAGUGUCAAAUCACUGCCAUGCUCAGUGUCAUGUUAACUGGACUUUGUGUUCAUCAAAGCAUGUUAGCAGCAGUAUGACACAGGAGUAUUAUUUAGUGGAAGAAUGUGAUGGAAUGGUUUAUUUGAGCCUGUUUGUAAAGUUUUGUAAAACACUCUCUGUCUUAAUACUUGUACAGAUAACUCUGCAGUUAGUGAGGUAAUUUAAUCAGAUAUUUUGCUUAUUUGGGAAUGCAUUCUUUACAAAGCAGUUUCUUCACCAAUAUGUCCACAAAAGUGUCUAAUAGCACAAAUUAAAAAGUCUAAACACAAUUCCUGUAGCAAAAUCCUAGGGAGCUGCUUAACGAUGAAUACCCAGAACCUUUGUGGUGUAAAUUGAAGUUGCUUACCUUUACCUUAGGUAGCUAAUGCAGGAGCAAAGUCAGGUUUUUCAGGAUUCAGCAUGAUUGCAAACAUUUGUUUUGCAACAAAACCACUUCUUGGUUGAAAAAUGGCCACACCUACUAGGGUUUCAUUGCUUCUUUUGUGCCAGAACCGAUAGUGAAUAUUAGUUCAUCAGACCAGUAACUGAUACUUGGAAUCAAUAUGUAAUUAUUGUGAGACAAGUUGUAUUUAAUGUGACGUGAUUGAAAAAAAUGAGGGAAAAUAAAUAAUUUAGCACUAGGUCUAUCGGAAACAAGAAAUGUUGCAUUACGCUCACUGUCAGUGGCACUCAGGCUUUAGCUUUGAUUAACUUGUACUCGUGUGACAUCUAGCCAGUCUAGGGCUGGGUACUUCCCACAGCCUGAUGAUACAAUACCUAUCUUUUUUUUUUCAAGUUUUAAGGAUCAUAUACUUUCAAACAUUUCAAUUCAAAUCCACAGAUAUCCAAGUUAAUUGAAGUAGUCUAUUUAUAAUCACUAAUUAAUAAAGGCAAAUACAGUAAUAUUUAACUUGAAAUGGCCCUCUCUGUUGUCUAUCUUGCUGUUUUUUUAUACUUCUAAUAUAGUAUUAUGGUUACUACCAGCCCACUUGUAUUUGUAAGAAUGACCUUUUGCUUUACUUCUGCAUAGAAUGGCAUCACUGUUUCUGUAGUAAACUGAUGAGUGAGGAUUAAAUGGUGUCACUAGCACCCCCACUCGUUGCCUGAAGCCUACAAUAUGAGUGAUGCUGUAUAGCUCAAGUCUUUACAAAGAAAUCAUGAAGUGCUGCUUAUGAUCUUCUGAUCCCCUUUAGAAGUUGAGGGAGAUUUUGACAUUUUACCUUGUUUACUGCAUAGCUUGAAUGACUCACAUCACUUGAAAUAAUCCAGUAUUUGGCAGCAGAUAGAAACUUUGAAACUGGUGUUAUUGCAGCGUUUUAUCUUAUUUACUGCACAUCUUUUGUUUUUUUUGUACUUUAAAACUGCCGUCACAGCAUGUACAGCCAUAUUGAUUCUGUAGUAUCUGUAUCAAUGAUACGUGAUAUCCUCACGAGACAAUAAAUUGUGGUAUCGAUUUUAUGAUUGCAGGCCUAAGCCAGUCAAGUUGUGUUAUGGGAGGAAUGUUAGAUGAGACAGAAGGGAAGUGCACUUUCUGAUUUACUAAUUAAUUAAUUUAUUGGGCUGGCCAAAUACCGGUCUCAACAAUCGACCAGGCUGAUAAUCUGUCUGACCCAAAUAUCCCCUUUACUGCUCACUCUCUUUAUGGUGAAAAUAAUCAUUUCUCUGUUCAUGUAAAUUAAAAGGAAGUUCUAUAGAUAUGUUUAUUAAUUUAUCUUCCAUGAUUGCUAUGAAUGUUAACUGGCACCUGCAUUUUCGAGCGGAGGGUAUCAGACAUUUUCAGAUCAUUGUGUGGAUCACUGAUAAACACAUAUCAAUUAACAAUAUUCACACAAAACAACAAGUCCAUUUUUUUUUACCAUAUUUUUGCAAUUCCUCUAUUUCUUGACAUUUUGACCCUGCAGAGGGAGCUGGCUGAUGGAUUCACCACCUCUGUAUUUAUUUUCUGCAAAAACAAGUUUUGCUGUGAGAGGAAAAAGUGACAAUUUUUUAUUUUUCCAAGGAGUGUUUUUGGUGUUAAACAUUUUCAGACAUUUCAGAAUCCUGAAACCCUCUAGUUUGACCCCUUACAAGUCAACUAAGGCAGAGAUAAACAUUUUCAAUAUUUACUGUUAAGGUUGUGGGUAACCCAGCUUUCAGCAGCUCUUUAUAAUUUUUAAACUUUAAUAUGUGUUAUUGGUCACGUUAAGGAACACUCUAGCAAAGAUGUGUUUGUCGAGGAACGUAUUCCUAGAUUUUUACAAUUUUUCCUGACUAAGUUUCACCCUUCAUUAACAAACCAUACCUUUCUCUCUUGAAUUACUCUUUUUGAUGUGUUGGUAUAUUAUUGUAACUAUCAGUUUGACCAUUUUUGCAUGUCUUAUCUCUGUUCUUUUAAGAUAUAGUAAUGUUUUAAGAGAAGAUUUUUUUUUCUUGAUUCCUGCUACAGAUUAAAGUUGAGGUACCUCAUAGUUACUUGGGAAUGUAUCUGCCUAUUUAAGUGAAAGAUUUUGUUCAGGAAAAAAUGUAAGGUUAACGCAUUGAAUGUCUGCAUCUUGACAAUCUAAGCCUCUCAGAAAAACACUGAUCUCAUGUGGCUAACUCUCUCUCUACAUUCAGCCACAACAAUUGGAUUUGAAAUUUUGAUUAUGCUUGAUAUUUACAUUAUUCCCAGCUCUACUGCCAAUAAGUCACUUGUGCUCUGGUUUGUGAUGUUAUACUUUAGAAAGUUUGUGUUUACAUUCAAUAGACCUUAGAUCAAUCAAAGUAAGCACCUGGCAUCUUAAUUAUUUGAAAUAGGAAUUAUCAUCCUCAGAACCUAAAAAAUGGGCCUUAAAUGUAUAUUGAGUCAAAAUUACAUCAGAAAUGUUUCCAUAUUUUCUUGGGUAACAUUACAUAUUCUUUGCACUAUGGUAAUGCAUUUAUUUACAAGUCAAAGGAUGCAUUUUAUAUUGCAUUUUUUAAAAGAUGCUUGCUUUAGACAUUUUCCUUUGUAACAAGCAACUGAAAUGGCUCUAAUAUUUAAAUUGCAUGAACUGCAUGUCAUGACAAUGGUUUUUUAAUCAAUUUGGGGUUGAAAUAUAUAUAUAUAAAUAAUACAGAGAAAAAACUCUCAGAAAUACAUAUCAUGAUGAUAACUCCAUUUUUUGAUAGUUAAGAUUGCAGCAAGCAUUUAUCCGGAUUCUUUACAGGGUUGUUCUUUUUUAGAGAGCUUUCCUUUGCUUUAUGUUAUGUUAAAUAAAAUUCAUAUGUACUGUUUGGGCCUUUUAAACACAGCCUUUGGUAUCUUGAUUGUUGUAUCACUGGGAUCCUUAAAUCUAAGCUUGUGUUCAAUCAUUAUUACAUUUAUCUCUUUGGUCUUAUGCAUUUUCUAUAUUGUUUUUAAUGCAGUUCUCCAUGUCUUUAUUUAUUUGUUAGGUACUUCUUGAUGAUGUUUACACAUUAGUCAGAUAAAAUGAUGUAAUGAAAACAAAGUGCAAUGGCUUUUCUGCCAAAAUCCUCUCUUUCUCUCCCUCAGAUGUCUUCAAUAUUUAAAACCCAGAUGUUUGGACAAUUGUAAAGCAAACUUUUCAAGCGUA